Molecule: messenger RNA, 4488 nt
Organism: Volvox carteri f. nagariensis
Lineage: Eukaryota; Viridiplantae; Chlorophyta; Chlorophyceae; Chlamydomonadales; Volvocaceae
Exons: 25
Coding region: 1-4488 (1495 amino acids)
Source: RefSeq, a predicted model, not a curated record
AUGGCUGUGGCGCUCGUUGAGAGGCGGGAGCUGGAAGGCGACCCUACGACUUGGAACCGCAUGAUGUACGGCCUAAAGCUCAUUGCGGAUGCAGCGGGGCAGCGAGGCGCUGGCGUGCUGGUAGCGGUGGUGCAGCAGCAGGGCUUGGGCGACUUGUCUCCUGACCGAGUCCAGGCGGUAUCCCACAACCUGACGUUAGACCGGAGGCUGAUCAUCCCGCUGCCCGUCGUCGCGCCUGCGGGUGCCCUGCCUGACGACCCCGCCAUCCGCCAUGUUCGCGACGCGGCUCUGGCGCGGCUGGGCAAGCUGGUUCUGGAGCUGUGCAGCUCGUACUACAGCCGCCUGUCAAAGCACCUUGCGGUGUAUGCGGAGUUUCGUCAGGACUGGGCCACAGCAGUUGCGCACUACCGGGAGUCGUAUGGCGCCAUUCUGGCGGUGCAGAUUGGACCUCCUCUUCGCCCGGAGCGUUGGACGGAGGUGUGCGCUGUAGCUGAGCUGGUGCACCUGAAGCUCAUUAUGUUGGCCGUACACCAGGGCAGGGUGGAGGACGCGGUGGCGCAGGUGCGGGCGCACCUCGCGCACUUCGGCAAACCGCCAGGCGUGUUGCCACCCGCCGCCGCCGGCAGCCACCUCGGCUACCUCGUCCGCCAACAUCAGGUAGCGGCUCAGGAGGUCGGCACCCACGUCGACGCGCUGCCUGCCUACAUGCCGGCGUUCUCCACCGCCGGAAGCACCGUGACCGGCGCCACAGUCACCGGCACCGCCGCGGCCACGGCCGCGGCCGCGGCGGCGGCGGCGGCGGGGUUCACCGGCGGCAGCACCGCCAGCGCCAUUCCGCUGCCGCCGCAGCCGCAAGUAACGGGCGGCGGAGCGGCCGCCAUCGCCGCCGCCGCUGGUGCCACCGGCGCGACAGUCAACACCACAGGUGCGAUGGCGCCAUCCGUGGUUUCCAGCUCCACGCUAAAGGACUGUAGUCGAGCGCACCUUUUGAUAGCAGCGGCGCAAUUGGCGGUGGCGCGACGGCAGGCAGCGGACGCGAUGCGUGCGGCGCGUGCCGCUGGCGGAUGCGCGCCACUGCUGGACACGGCGCCGGUUCGACGGGGCCAGUACGUUGGUCAGCUGGUGCUACGCAAUGAAGCGGCGCAGGGUGGACACUCGCCGCUGUCUGAUCACGACUACCUGCUAUUUCUGGAGUCGGAGGAGUGUCGACUGGUGACCGCACCCUACGUGAUUGACGUCAUGAACUCCGCACUGCUCAUACUCAAGGACUGUGCAGACCGGGACCCUCCGAGGGUAGACCGGCUUCGCAGCCAGCUUGGCGGCAUGAUGGCUUCGGAGCACAUCCUCGCUAAUAACCUAUCCGCAGCCAGGAAGCUGCUGCUGCAGGUGUGCCACCAAUACCGGCGAGAGGGCUGGCUGCUGCCGCUGCUGCAGGCGCUCGUGUCCCUGCGGGAGGUAGCGCAGCGGCUACGGCUACCGGCGGAGCACGUGUGCUACAGCCUGGAGAUCGCCGCCCUGGCGACGCAGUUGCAGCUGCUACGAGAGGCACCGGCGGCCGUCGGGCAACCGCCCUCGGCCCCUAACCACCUCAUGCACUCCCGGUCGAGUUCAAGUCUGGCGGAUGACCGCCGCCAUGCGGCGGCAGCGGCGUCCAGGACGCUCAGCGCCGCCGUCGCGGCCCAGGCGUCGUGUGCUACUCGAGUCGCGGACCCCGCCGCAGCGAUGGCGGCAUGCAGGUCCGCCAUUAAUACGCUGAUGACGGGCAUCUCGGAAAUAAAACAGGGCAUUAUGAAGACGACGGGCACAGCGGCGGCAGCCGGGACGGCGGUUCCGCCGCUGUCGCCAACGGAGCCGUCGCCGUACAUUGGCACAGCAUCAGACGGCGGCGCUGUGUUGGCGGUUCCGCCGCCGACGCCGGGGCCGCCGACGCCGUCGGUCAGCGGUGGCGGUGGCGGCCUGCCGCGGCAUUUUCACUACACGGUGGAGUAUUUGGACUUGCGGGAGGCUCAGCGCCGGGCCCGAGAGGCCGGGGACCUGCGGCCCAUGGCGGAGAUCAUGCACCGCCACACGCAACAGGACUUCGGAUGGUGCAGGUGCCUGGCGCUCGCCGCUGGUUUCACGUACGGCCGCCCCGAUCCGGACACCGCGGACUUCUACCUGGGCCUCUACAACCAGCUGCCGAUGCCGGUGCCACUCAAGGCCGUCAUCCUGCACUUCGUUGACGACCACGGCGAUAUCUGGGUCCAGGCGCUACCCGGUGUCGUACCCCCCCAAGAAGCCCCCGCUACCCCACUGCCGCAACAUAUUGGCGCCGCGCUGGACUCUGCCACACACUCCUUCCACCACCUGCACCUCAACUCGCACCUGCGUCCCCACACCGCCCGACAACAGCAGCAACAACAGCAAGAAACAGCAGCCUAUGGGCAAGCGGGGGAGCCGCCAUCCACACCGCACAACGGUCGCCAACCGCUGCCUGCCGAGUGGUGGAUGAGCCAGGCAGGCCAACAGCAGCAGCAGCAACCGCCAGCAGCCACGUCGGGCGCGGCAUGUAGCGGUGGUGAUGGUGGGGAAGGCGGCGUGUGCGAAAGCAGCGCCACCGGUAUUGGCUGCGGCGGUCGGUUACCAGGCCAACUCCACAAAACUGACGGACCUCCCUCCACCUCUGAGGGCGUAUCCGGGGCCGCCGCCACGCCCGCCCCAGCUUCCACGCCCUACCACGCCGCCGCCGCCGCCACAGCACCUUCACUGUUGCCGUUGCCGCCGUACCGCUGGUCGCACUUCUCCGUGCGCCUGGCCCCCCGGUGCCUCGGCCGCCUGCGCGCGGAACGCGCCAUCCUGCUCCUCUCAGACCACGCCACUGUCGUAUUCAAGCUCGCGUCCUUCCCACCCGCCACCGCCGCCACCGCGGCGGCGCAACCCGGAGUGUUGACGGGGCCGUUGCUAGUGCCGCCAGGCGGUGGCGGUGGCGGCGGCGGCAACGGCGCCUCCGUCGACCACGCCGCGGCGCCAUUCCGCAGUAUCCGCGCCGCCGCCGCCACCGACGGCGGCCCGGCGGUGUCGCCAGGGCAGCUGGUGUUAACGGUGGCGCAUCUAGGGCCGCUGCCGACGUUGUCGUACGGCCUUCCUGCGGGCCUUGCGCUGCUCGGUGAGCAUGCUCCGCUGCUGGCGAUACUGGCGGUGGCGCCGGGGGGCCGGCCGCUGCUCGGUGCCUCUAUGGAGUUCGUGAUUGGCCGUACUAGCGGCGGCCUGCAGGCCUCCGAUAUCGUAUUGGUGGUUGACGACACGGAGGCGACGCGGGGGCUUAUGGCGCUGAACAACGAGCGAUACCGCAUACCGCUGCCGCCUGUGCAGCCGGGUCGCAGUCACACGGUGCGGCUGUGGGCGAGGUCCGCGGCGGCGGGAACGGCGGCGGUGGCGGCGGUGCUGCUGUGCCCUGCACAGGUGACUGCCACAGCCACACUGACCUUCGAGGAGCCGUUUGAGUUCAAAUGCAGGAUGUCCUCGGAGGUGGGAAUCCACACGUUGUCACUGCCUCGACUGACGACUCGGGAGGGUGGCACCACGGCGCUGACCAUCGGCCAGCCCGUGAUGGUGACAGCCAUGAUCCGGGCACUACAGCCCGCCACAUUAGAGCUGGCGGGGGCGCAGGUGGCUCUGGAGCCCAGUGCCGCCAUCAAGCUGGUGGCCGACCCCAACCAGCAGCUCACCGCGCACGGUCCCGCCACUCCCAUGACCCUGGCCCGCGGGGACGUGUUCACUUUGCUGCUGCCCAUCUGUCCCACUGAGCUGCUGGAACACGGUCGCAGCAUGGGGCGGCUCAACCUGAGGUGGCGGCGAGCAGCGGGCAGCCUCCUGCGACCCGCCUUGCCUCCCACUCCACCUCCACCUGCAUCUCCAUCACCCCACCAACAUCAUAGCCAUCAUGAACACCAGAACCGAAAGGCUGAGCUUUCCCAGCACCACUACCAACAACAACAACAGCAGCAGCAGCAGCAGCAGCAACAGCAGGAGGGGGAUCGGGGUGAGACGGACGCCCCUGGUGACGGGGGUAGGGGGGUUAGUGGGGAUGGGGGUGGGGGUGCGGUUAGGGGAGGGGAAGCUGGUGGUGGCGGAGGAGGUGGGGACUGUGUGGAUCCGUUGGGGGAGCCCUGCCCUGACCCAUGGGUCACCAGUGUGUUGGAGCUGCCGCGGGUGACGGUUUCGGAGAGCCUGCUGACUGCGAGGACGCUGGGGCCUGCGCAGAUUACCUCGGGGAUCGCCUUCACUUACACAUUGCAGCUCCAGAACUUCAGCUCCACCCCCCUGGAGCUCAUGAUCUCCCUCAUGGACGCCCCCGGCUUUGCCUGCGCCAACGAGCGCAGUCCGUCCCUCUCCGUGCCCCCCCGGGAGAGGUCCUCCGUGUGCUGGACCCUCACUGCCAGCGUGCCCGGCCACCAGCAGCUGCCGGGGUUCGGUCACAGAAUCGUGUCCGACGCAUCGGCGAUAUGA